This is a messenger RNA of Spodoptera exigua (beet armyworm), 823 nucleotides long. The record is from the annotation of a GenBank genome assembly. NCBI's taxonomy places the organism in Eukaryota, Metazoa, Arthropoda, Insecta, Lepidoptera, Noctuidae.
UCGGCACUUGUCACUUGGCAGAACUGCGGAGUGCGGAUUCCUUCCUUCCAUUUUAAUUUCUAGUUCACGAAAAGUGCAGUCGUUUCGUGCGAAGUUGGAGUUUAAAUAAUUUUGUGAAAUAUAAUCGAAUAAAGAUGGCCUUUCUCGUUACAAAUAUACGCAGAUGCAUUUGCCUGAAGAGUUUUAGCAGCCCGAACAUUAUCCAAACCGCAUCAUACCAUGCCAAUGUGAUUGAUCACUAUGAGAAUCCUCGUAAUGUUGGUUCUUUGGACAAAAAAGACAAGAAUGUUGGCACAGGAUUGGUUGGCGCUCCAGCAUGUGGUGAUGUCAUGAAGUUACAGAUCAGAGUAGAUGAAAAUGGAAAGAUUAUUGAUGCUAAAUUCAAGACCUUUGGAUGUGGAUCUGCUAUUGCCUCCAGCUCAUUGGCUACGGAGUGGGUGAAGGGGAAGACAGUUGAUGAAGCUUUGAAACUGAAGAAUACAGAUAUUGCAAAGGAGCUGUCUUUGCCACCAGUCAAGCUACAUUGCUCUAUGCUUGCCGAAGACGCAAUUAAGGCAGCUUUAUCAGACUACAGGAUCAAACAACAAUCUGGCGAAAAACAGUGAAUGAAAAACGAUGAUAUGAUUGGAGGAGAAAGGGAACAGAUCUGUGAUUUUAGUAAGAAACGUAAGGAGGCAGGACUAGUAUCUAUUACAUUAUUAGAAGUAAUUGUAGGUACUGGAGGAAGAGAAUUAAAUUCAGUUGACUCCACAUACUAGAUCAGCACUCAAAAUGUUUCAAAUUAGUUGUAAUGUGUUAUUGUAACUCAUAAAGUAUACUGGAC